Molecule: messenger RNA, 1487 nt
Organism: Eriocheir sinensis (Chinese mitten crab)
Lineage: Eukaryota; Metazoa; Arthropoda; Malacostraca; Decapoda; Varunidae
Product: tetratricopeptide repeat protein 9C-like
Exons: 5
Coding region: 191-760 (189 amino acids)
Molecular function (GO): protein binding
Source: RefSeq, a predicted model, not a curated record
ACUUAUUUCUGCGUGAGUUAUUUGUCGCUACACCAGCCCCCAAAACACUGAAGAAGAGGAAGACUGACUUUUCGAGAACAACAAAAAAUAUAUACAUAAAACCAGUCGAGGUGAUGAGAUAUUGACAGGUCGCUCAGCAGCCUGACCACAACACCCAUAAGUCUGGUAAUUACAAGUUGCAGAAUAGGAGAUGGCUGCAGCGGGGGGCCCCAGUGUGGAGACAGUUGUUAAGGAGAAGCUGGUAAAGGCAAAGGAGUUCAAAGUAAAGGGCAAUGAGCACUUCAAACAACAGCAAGUCAAGAAGGCCAUUAAGAGUUAUCAUAGUGGAUUGCUAUACCUCAAGGGCAUCAACCAAGACCUCAACCCCAACAAGCUGCUGGUCCCCACCGAACCUCCACCAACCAUCACCAAGGAGGCCAAAGCUGAAGUGGACUCACUCUCUGCUGACCUACACAACAACAUAGCAGCAUGCCUGUUGAAAUUGGAGCCAGUGAAGUAUGAGCGGGUGGUUGAGUGUUGCCAGGAGGUGACAGAGCUACAGCCGAACAAUGUGAAAGGCUGGUAUCGCCUUGGUCUGGCACACCACAACCUGCGGAACUUUGAUGCUGCUAAGGAUGCCUUAAAGGCAGCCAACCAGAUAGCUGAGGGUCAAGACAUGGCAGUGAGAAAGCUGAUGGUGGCUGUGGAUCAGGAACUCAAGAGGGAAAACCAAAAAUUCAAUGACAUGUUUAAAAACAGCCUUCUAGCAAAGAAAACGUGAUAUCCCCUCACCAUGGCAACUGUGUUGUCUCCUGUUUUUUGCUCCCGGCUACUAUACGCUGUUUUCUUCUGCUACUGCCAGCGGGAAAUCUUUGUCUGGCAGUGGCUGAAGCAAGUGUUUCACAGCAAAUUGACAGAACACUGAAUCCUGACAAAGUUCUUGGCAGCAGUCCUGACUUUCACUCAUUUUAUUAGUUUGCAAUUGUGAUCACAGUGAUAAAAUAUCAUAACUUGUCACUAAAGUUUGCAGAAGUUUGAUUUUCUAGUUUGACUGUGAGAAAAGUUGAUGACAAAUCUGAACAUGUUAAUGUUAGUGACGAUGUUAUCUAUGUUUGGGUUGAAGUAUUAUGAUUACAGCUACAAAGAGUUAUUCAUGUCUUAACACUGUGGGAGACACUUGUGCAGAAUAUUUGUGUGAAAGUGGUUUGCCUUGGUAUGAAUAUUGUGUGAAUCCCAUUUUAUUUUAUAAUGUUAAUAUUUUGUCCACUGUAUUGGCUUACAGCAGGACUGGGCUACAGGAGGAACAGAAAUAAGGGAAAAUGUAUAUUUAGGUGAUUGUUGAAUACAAUAUGCAUAAUUUAAAUUCUUGAAUACUUGUUUUUUUUGAAAAGGCACUUCAGAUAAAUUUUUGAGAAGCACCGCUACAAAGUCUUUGUAUAGGACUGCAUAGGAUAUAUAUAGCAUGCAAAAUUGUAUGAAAAUUGCCAUAAUAAAGAAGCUGAAGCAUG